UGUGCCCUCAGCUUUACUGCCGCGUAUAUUCCCGGCUGUGACCUAAGCACUAAGCCUGAUCCAUCUCCGUGUGACAUUGUUUAUUCGACAGUUUAUCAGCACCCUGCUCGUAAAUUUUGUCUGGAGCAUUGUCACUCAUAGUUCGCACAUCGCGGUGGUCGCACGCGCCUAAACCAAUACACCUAGAGUAAUUUCAGUGCGGGGUAAUAAUCCGAUAAUAAGAAUCGUAUUAUUAUUAGCUGCGUGUGAGUUUCGUAGCAAGCGUAGCAGUUGUCUACGAGCCGUCGCGUGCGUUCGUUCAGUGUCGAAAAACGAUCAGUCGUUUUUUUUUUUCUGUUGUGCCGAUCCGAUCUUUCUGCUGAAGAAAAAUGGCAAGCAAGACCGUGAACAAUGUAGAAUCCGGUGAGGCCGCGGCUGAGGCCAAGGGUGAGACGUCAGCAGCAGUUGGACGAGGCCCCAAGCCAGUGCCGGGAACCUCUUCAAUCAUCGGUCUGUCAGAUGUGACAGACAACAAGUUGAUCUGGAGGCAGCUGGUGGCGGAGCUGGUGGGUACCUUCGUGCUGGUGUCCAUCGGUGUGGCGUCCUGCAUCACCAUCUCAAGCACCAACGCCCCACAAGUCACCAGUAUCGCACUUUGCUUCGGUCUACUCGUCGGGUCUAUUGUACAGGCUAUCGGCCAUGUGUCGGGAGGUCACAUAAACCCCGCGGUGACGCUGGGACUGUUCGCGUCUGGUGAGAUCAAGGUCCUGAAGGCCAUCUGCUACAUCAUCGUCCAAACCCUCGGUGCUAUCGCUGGAGCCGCCUUCAUCAGGUUGGCGAUACCAGAGUCGCAGGUCGGUGGGUUCGGUAUGACAACUCUUGCAACCAACGUGAACGAGGGACAGGGUGUCCUCAUCGAAGCACUGAUCACAUUCCUGUUGGUGCUGGUCGUGCACGGAGUGUGUGACGCGCGCCGCAACGACAUCAAGGGAUCCGCGCCUCUCGCUAUUGGUCUCAGCAUCACCGCCUGCCAUGCUGCUUGCAUUCCAUUCACGGGCUCCAGCAUGAACCCCGCUCGUUCCUUCGGCCCCGCCCUCAUCAUGGGAGCCUGGACCUCACACUGGGUAUACUGGGUGGGCCCCAUCGCCGGAGGUGUGGUAGCUGGUAUUGUGUACAAGUUCAUCUUCCGCAUCGGCAAGGCAGGCGACAGCGGCUCCUACGACUUCUAGACGACUGCUUCACACCCGUCUGCGAACCACGCCGGCGACACAUCGUGCCUUAAUGUAACCCCCCUUGCGUGUACACUACCCAAGCAUUCUAAACUAAUUUGCCAAAAAUGAGUCUAAAUUAUCAUCAAUUUAUUAUAGAAAUUGUAAUAUAUCAUAGUACAAUAUGUUAACAGAAAUGCAUGUAAAAUUCACUAAAAAUUGUCUCCUAAAAUUGAAUUAGAUAUUGGUGAUAAUAUUCGGUGGUAGUACGCGCAAGGCUAGUAUUAGCUUAUUGAUAUACCCUGUUCAAAUGUUGGACCAAAUUGUUUAAGGACUUUGUCAAUGGGCUUAUACUUGUUUACUAUAUUAGUCUGUCACUAUGCUCGACGAGAAAUCCAAAGGUUUUAUUACAAAAAUAUUAUUAUUUUAUUGUUUUACGAAAAAUAUGAAAAAAAAAACUACUACGAUUCGAAACCGUUAUGUCGGAGUAAGAUAUUGUAAUUUAAGUUAUAGAUAUACAAAUAAAAGUUUAUAUGAAUUAAGUUUAUUUAUAUUAUGUGAAUAAAGUAUGUUUAAGUGGACGUCUACUAUAACGCGUCCAUACUCGAGUGCCUGUGCAAGUUAUGUGAUUAAUUAUAAAUAUAAAUAUUGUGAGGUAAAUGUAACACUAGUGGGUAUUCACAUCGAAAUUUCUCACACGAAAUGAUUUUUUUUUUAAAUAAAUGUCAUCAUUAUAA
Spodoptera frugiperda (fall armyworm) is the source of this 1924-nucleotide messenger RNA. RefSeq names its product aquaporin AQPAe.a (gene Drip). Gene Ontology annotation, molecular function: water channel activity. The coding region runs from base 369 to 1208 and encodes 279 amino acids. The transcript has 8 exons. The record is from RefSeq and is a predicted model, not a curated record. Gene Ontology annotation, biological process: transmembrane transport. Gene Ontology annotation, cellular component: plasma membrane. Lineage: Eukaryota; Metazoa; Arthropoda; Insecta; Lepidoptera; Noctuidae.